UCUGGCACAUUCUUAACAAAAAGGCGCCGGCGUCAGUUUAGUGAAGUUGCUCGAAAUUUCCAACAAAAUUCCAAAUUAUCUCUUAAGUAAAGCAAUAUUUAAUAAAUUGUGCGAUGUCGAUGGAACAGCUAAAAUCCGAUGCGGCCGAGUUUGCUGCAUUGCUGGAACAGGCAAAAAGCGCCCGCGUCAAAGGUGUGCUCACCACAGGAAAGGCAGAGGUGGAGCGCGAGAUUGUCAAUCUGGAGAUGAAGGCACGUCUGGCCGCCGAGCGCCAGGCUUCUGGCUCGAGCGAUGCUAAAAGAUAUCUGCAUGAGCUUACUGACUACGGAUGGGACCAGAGUGCCAAAUUUGUCAAGCUCUUCAUCACACUGAAUGGCGUGCAGGGCUGCACCGAAGAGGCGGUCACCGUCAACUAUACCGAGACUUCGCUGCAGCUCCAUGUGCGCGACCUCAGCGGCAAAGACUUUGGUCUGUCGGUGAACAAUCUUCUGCACGCGAUUGAUGUGGAUAAAAGCUAUCGUAAGAUCAAGACCGACAUGGUAGCCAUCUAUCUUAAGAAGGCCGAGGAGGGCGUGAACUGGGAUGUGCUCACCUCCAUUCAGAAGCGCCUCAAGCAGAAGCAGGAUACCGAAAUGACCAAGGACACCGAGAAUCCAGAGUCAGCGUUGGUCAACAUCAUGAAGAAGAUGUACAACGACGGCGACUCCAAGACGAAGCAGAUGAUUGCCAAGGCCUGGACCGAGAGUCAGGAGAAGUCGCGCAUGGGCAAGGAGUUUGGCGGAGGUGGUCUCGACGCACUCGGCGACCUUUAGGGCCUAUAAGGCUGCACCCACGCCUGUCGUCUGUCCAUUGCUCCGCUCCACUCUAACUACGAGCCGCAAUAAACAACAUACAAACACCCAAUUAUAUUUUCGUACUGCUGCAAGGGCGGCUUUUAUAUGUACAUACAAUAUAUACAUACCCACAUAUAUUUAUAUACAUAUAUAUAUAUAUAUAGAGGUGGGCACUCUCUGCUUUCCGUAGAUGCAUACAUAGUAGUAGGUACAUAUGUACAUACAUACACACUUACAGAUACUUACUUACAAUUUGAGGAUAAAUAAAGUCCCCGAGUGUGGGAAUUAAGUUGUGGAUUGAAAGCCUUGGCUUGUGCGUUGCCUGUUGGUUUAUAUAUUUGUAUAUAGGCGUUUAUUAAUUAAAUUCUUGUGAUUAAAAUCAA
This is a messenger RNA of Drosophila obscura, 1216 nucleotides long. RefSeq names its product calcyclin-binding protein. Gene Ontology annotation, biological process: heart development. The coding region runs from base 114 to 812 and encodes 232 amino acids. Gene Ontology annotation, cellular component: nucleus. Gene Ontology annotation, molecular function: S100 protein binding; tubulin binding; ubiquitin protein ligase binding. The transcript is spliced from 3 exons. NCBI's taxonomy places the organism in Eukaryota, Metazoa, Arthropoda, Insecta, Diptera, Drosophilidae. The record is from RefSeq and is a predicted model, not a curated record.